Messenger RNA from Medicago truncatula (barrel medic), 974 nucleotides. RefSeq names its product accelerated cell death 11. The record is from RefSeq and is a predicted model, not a curated record. Gene Ontology annotation, biological process: intermembrane lipid transfer; ceramide transport. Gene Ontology annotation, molecular function: ceramide 1-phosphate binding; ceramide 1-phosphate transfer activity. Bases 175 to 798 code for a protein of 207 amino acids. The transcript is spliced from 4 exons. Lineage: Eukaryota; Viridiplantae; Streptophyta; Magnoliopsida; Fabales; Fabaceae. Gene Ontology annotation, cellular component: cytoplasm; cytosol; membrane.
AAAGUGAAAAGUAACGUGGCAUCGAAUCAUGCAUUGAUUGAAUUCUUGCCGGCCCAAAAUUCCAUCUGCACCACCUCGAAGAAUCACAUCAUACCAAUUCUCAAUUCACUAGAGAAGAAGAAGAGACACCAUUUGACAGCAUUCAGUAACACAAACACAACUUCAUUGGUUUCAAUGGCAGAAUCCAUCAACAGCAACAAAACACUUCAUCAAAUUGCAGUGGCAUUCAAAAACCUCGCCAACACUGUCUCCGAUUCUCAAUCCGCAGAGGUUGAAGUUGCUCCCUUCUCUCAUGCCUGCUCUCUCAUUUCCCCUCUCUUUGGUUCCUUAGGCAUCGCUUUCAAGUUCGCUGAGAAGGAUUAUGUUGCCAAGGUUAAUGAUCUAGCUGAGGCAUCAAAGUCGGUUCCGAAGUUACAUUCUUUGAUUGAUCAGGAUGUACAAGCCAAUUCUGUCAGAAAUGCAGGCAGCCAUACUAGAAAUUUGUUGAGAGUAAAACGCGGACUCGACAUGGUCAGAGUACUCUUUCAGCAAAUGAUAAUCACUGAAGGAAAUUCCCUUAGAGAUCCAGCUUCAAAAGCUUAUGAACAAGCGCUUGCACCUUAUCAUGGUUGGGCCAUCAAGAAGGCUGUUUCUGCUGGGAUGUAUCUUAUUCCUACGAAGGAACAGCUUUUGAAUAAACUCAACGAGGAUGCGGAGUCAGCGAAAGUCCAGAUGCAAAUUUAUGUCUCAGCAUCAGAAGCUGUAAUUCAAUACAUUGAUAAACUCUUUGAUUCCAGAAACUUGGGAACAGAUUGGUGAACCAUGGAUUGUAUUCAUAUUGUGUACAAUAUGAUUUUGUAUUGGGAAGUUAUAUGGGAUUAUUCAUGUAUUCAUCAGUAUCAUUUCUUAUAGAAGUUGUCUAUAUUGUGCAAUAUAGAUAUUUAAGAAUAAACUUUUAUUGCAGUCUUUCAAGGACUACAUUACUUGUUUGUCAA